UGAAGUGCGCACACCGGAAAUCAUGGAGCCGGGCAAGAUGGCGUCCCCCAAGAGCACGCCAAAAGAUGCCCAAGUGAUGGCUCAAAUUCUGAAGGAUAUGGGCAUUACAGAGUACGAACCAAGGGUUAUCAACCAGAUGCUGGAGUUCGCCUUCCGCUACGUCACCACGAUUUUGGACGACGCCAAGAUUUACUCGAGCCACGCCAAGAAACCGGCGGUGGAUGCGGACGAUGUGCGGCUGGCCAUCCAGUGCCGGGCCGACCAGUCGUUCACGGCGCCGCCGCCGAGGGAUUUCCUGUUAGAUAUUGCCCGGCAGAAGAACCAGACCCCGUUGCCGCUGAUCAAACCCUACUCGGGCCCCCGGUUACCGCCGGACCGCUAUUGCUUAACAGCGCCCAAUUACCGGCUGAAGUCCUUGCCCAAAAAGAUGCCGGCCCAGGCGGGAAGAAUCACGGUGCCCCGGCUGAGCGUGGGCGCAGUCAGCAGCAGGCCCGGCACCCCAACCCUGGGCGCUCCCUCGUCCGCGCCCGCAGUGGCCGUGGCUGCCGACGUUGCGACCCCGCUGUCUCUGGCUGGCCAGAGGUUCACGGUGCAGAUCCCGGCGUCGCAGAGCCCAGCGGUGAAGGCCGCGAUGCCCGCGACGCCCGCCGUGCAGAACGUCCUGAUUAACCCCUCCCUCAUCGGGUCCAAGAAUAUCCUCAUCACGACCAAUAUGGUGUCCUCGUCGUCAUCCUCGUCAUCGUCUUCCUCUUCCUCGUCCUCCUCCUCCCAGAGCACCCCCGCCGAAUCCUCAAAUCCAUUGAAAAGAAAACACGAAGAGGAUGACGACUAUGACAAUUUGUAAAGGCCUGAUCUGAUGAUGUCAGAGGCUAAACAUCUUCAGUUCAUUCAACUAUCCUCAUAUGACAUGGACUCUUCACUGUCAUUCUCUUUGGACAAUAUCCUGCUUACCAGUGCCCUUCCUGAACUGUGGUGUCUUGGUGAAACCUAGCUUCUGCCAGGAUUCUUGAUAUUACUGACGCUUCCUGAAAGUGUUUCCUUUGAAAAAAAGUAUCCAAUUUCUUUGACUCUUUUCCUAUCCUUCACAUUUUCUCAUUUGAAAAAAUAAGCAUUCCUUUUCUCAGAAGUAGAUCACCAUCUGACUAUGGCCAAAGUUAUGAACACCAUUCAAAUGAAUUUCUACAAAUGCUUCUCACUGUCAACCACAUCAUGUUCUGGGUUCAUUGAAAUUAAAAUGAAACCUAAGCAGAAACCACAGCAACCCACUUUUGAAAGAGAUGUUGGUAGUGAUAUAGAGGUGAUCCUUUUUUUUUUUUCCCCUUAAAGCAAUGAGUAAACAUUUUGGCAGAUCUGGGAAGGCUUCAAGUAUGUCCCCAGAAAUAAACUUUACCUGCUGUCUGAGGACUAGCCCAGCUAAAUGCAAAAGAGGAUCAUCAUAAAAAUAUGACGCUCUAUCCUAAACAGCAAACGUGCUAUACAUGUGUAAUAAUGGGAAAGGGAUACUUUUAAGACUCAGUUCCUAGACUGCUUGGACAAUUUAAGUCUGCAGUUUUUGUUUACAAUAAAUAAUACUGGAAGAACUGAAAUAUCCAUGGGCACAUUGUUAUUACAAGUGUAAGCCAGAAGACAAAGUUAUUGAUUAAAUGAAGGCUGGUUCCCAGCUUCCCAGGGAUUUGUUUUGUCACGUACCCAAAGGCAACAAGGAAGGUCAUUCUGUGAAUGUGGCCUUAGAACUGUUGUUCUUCUCCCCCAACUAGGGAGAGGGAAAAUUACCUCAGGUUGAAAACCUGAAUUUUAGGCAUUAAAGAGAAAUGGAUUGUUAAAAGCAGAGUUAUAAAAUGGCACAUAUCUCUCCUUUGGGGAAUAUACCCCAAGGAAAUAAUUUUUUAAAAAGUUAUUUUAUAAAAAUUGUCAUAGUAUUGGUUAUAAAAUUGGAAACAGCCUCAAUAGCCAACAAUAGGGGAAUGAUUCAAUAGACUAUGGACACUAAUAUACCAGUAGUUUGCAUUUAGAUAGCACUUUAUAGGGCACUUUCUUCAGUCUAGUGACACAGGAAAUGUAUUGUUACCCCAUUUUACAGAUGACCAAACAGGCUUAUAAAUGUUGAGUGAGUUGCCUUUGGUCAUCCUGCUAGUUAAUGUUAGAUCUGGGACUUCAAGAUCUUUUGGUUUUAAAUUCAAUGUUCGGUCCCUUAUAUGAUAAUUAUGUAUUGUAUAUUGAAACAUGCAAAUGGUGUAUGUGAAAUCAUGUUAAGUUAAAAAAAAUACAUGAUACAAUUAUUCAAAAAUGUACAUAGGUUUACAAAGAAAAUAGGGAGGGAAGAUGACAGCAUGUUCAUUCUCUUCUGUAACGUUGCUUAUG
Messenger RNA from Sarcophilus harrisii (Tasmanian devil), 2361 nucleotides. RefSeq names its product TATA-box binding protein associated factor 9 (gene TAF9). Gene Ontology annotation, molecular function: protein heterodimerization activity; RNA polymerase II general transcription initiation factor activity; transcription coactivator activity. The record is from RefSeq and is a predicted model, not a curated record. Bases 23 to 844 code for a protein of 273 amino acids. Lineage: Eukaryota; Metazoa; Chordata; Mammalia; Dasyuromorphia; Dasyuridae. Gene Ontology annotation, biological process: RNA polymerase II preinitiation complex assembly; DNA-templated transcription initiation. The transcript is spliced from 2 exons. Gene Ontology annotation, cellular component: SAGA complex; transcription factor TFIID complex.